Molecule: messenger RNA, 2406 nt
Organism: Acaulospora morrowiae
Lineage: Eukaryota; Fungi; Glomeromycota; Glomeromycetes; Diversisporales; Acaulosporaceae
Source: the annotation of a GenBank genome assembly
AUGCAGACCGAAGAUUUUAUUCCAAUUAUACAAGACGACUCUAAUGUCGAAGAGAGUGUCGCCUCUUCACAACAUGGAAAUGUCACUACCCUUUUUGUUCGCAAAAUUCCAUACGAUGCGACCGAUUCAGAAUUCGAAUCCUUUUUUUCGGAAAUAGGACCAAUACGCUCAUGUUUUCUUGUAAAAGAAACCAAUUCGAGCAUUAAACCUUCAGAUCCCGAGGGAUCCAAUCCCGCACCUCCGAAAGACAAAGAAGAAAGGGAAGUCAGGAACCGCGGUUAUGGAUUUGUUAGGUAUGCGUUAAGUCAAGACGCAGAACACGCAUUGAAAGAAUUAAAGAAAGUCAAAUUCCGAGGUACUCAUACUUUAAAAAUGGAGAUUGCCCUCAAAAAGCAUGAAAAACCUUCAUUCGUUGAAGCCGAUAAAAAAUCAGGACACUUGUCCGCGAGCGAGAAAAAAAAAAUAAACAAUGAGCUAUCGAACAAACCAGAAAGGGCAAGUAAGACAAUCUUGAUUCAAGGAUUGCCGAAAGAUUUGACUCGGAAAAGGAUUUACAAAAAAGUCAGAAAGUUUGGUGAUGUUGAGGAUAUGAUCUAUUCUGAAGAAGGACACGAGAUUGCCCAUAUUACCUUCAAGACAGUUAAGGAUGCCACAAAUGCGUUAAGACAUUUAGAUGGACACAUGUUUCAUGGAUCGAGGAUGAAUGCGAAAUUUGUGGAUGGAGAAGCAAAUAAGUCGAAUUCGGUUGAUAAAAAAUCCCGAUUGAUUGUUCGCAAUAUUCCGUGGGAGUAUCGCGAACAAGAUUUGUUAAAAAUUUUCUCAGCGUGCGGUGAAGUGGUGGAGGUCAGCUUGCCUCGUAAAUAUAAGGGAGGUCCAUUACGCGGAUUUGCAUGCAUACAAUACAGAAAACGUGAAGAGGCAGAAAAGGCAAUUAGUGAUUUAAAUGAGACGAAACACCAUGGUCGUACAAUAGCUGUUGAUUGGUCAUUACCAAAAGAUAAAUAUUUGGAAGCUAUGGGAGCGUUUCAAGCAAAGUUAACUGGUGACCCGGGAAACGGGCCAGGCGGAACGCAUGAAGAUCAGAUUAAGGAUGAGGAUAUUAGGAAUGUUGAUUCUGAAGAUGAUAAAAGUGUGGAAGAAACUGGAGAAAGGGAAGAUGACGAAAUUAUGACAGAUGCAAAGGAUGAUGUCAACUCUGAAAAUCACAGAUCAACUGGCACAAUAAAAAGAGAAGCUCAUCCUCCCUCGGAGGGUAAUGUUUUAUUUAUUCGUAAUCUUGCUUUUGAGGCUACAGAAGAAGAGCUUGGCGCCAUAUUUCGUCCAUUUGGACCAUUACGAUAUCAUGUCAUAACGAGAGAUAGUGCAACAGGUCGUUCGCGCGGUACAGGGUUCGUUUGUUUCGUGCAUAAAGAACACGCUGAUGAAUGUUUAUCGGAGGCGAAAAAAAUACAUCAUAUCGCCGUUGACUCAAAUGAAUUGUCGUCAAAAAAAGGGAAACGAAAAGAAUUGGUGUAUAAAUCAAUUCUUACAGCCGACCCAUCAGACUUGCAGGCACUUAAAUUCACAUUGCGCGGUAGAGUCUUAUCUGUAGUAAAAGCUGUCGAUAAAGAUGAAGCACACAAAUUGAUGGAAAUUAACCAGGAUAAGAGGCGAAAAGAAGAUCGAAGGAAUUUGUACUUGAUGAAUGAAGGAGGCACGCCGGUAGCUGAAUCGUUGCCAACUUCGGAAAUGAAUAAACGGAUAACUUCGUUUAAUACAAGGAAGAAUCUAUUGGCAAAAAAUCCGAAUCUUUAUAUAUCAAAAACUAGACUGUCCAUACGAAAUAUACCUCUAACGGUAGAUGAAUCAAGGUUGAAGAAUCUGGGGAAAGAAUCUAUUCAAAAUUUUAAAGAAGAAGUCCGAAAAGGUGAAAGGGAAGAUCUAAGAAAAAGCGAGAAAAUAGAAGGUUGGGAUAAGUUAAUUAAGAUCAAACAGGCGAAAAUAGCUCGAUCGAAAGAUAGAGUCGAUUCGGUUACACAAAAGCUUCGAUCAAAAGGCUACGGAUUUCUCGAGUAUGUGGAACACGCACACGCGUUGGCAGCAUUGAGAUAUCUUAACAAUAACCCUAAGGUAUUUGGGGAGAAAAAACGACCAAUCGUAGAAUUUGCAAUUGAGAAUUCAAUAAUAGUCAAGAGAAGGGCUGAAAGACUGAAAGGGAUAAAAGGUGGUAGGAGUGAUAAAAGCAAUAGGAAUAUUGAUAACAAAGAAAAAUCGGGAGAUACUCCAGAUAGAAAGUUCAAUAAUAAUAAUGAAAAUAUUAACUCGAAAAGAAAGAGAGAGACGAAUAACGAUGCUCAAUCCUCAACCAAGAAGAAAGCAAAAGUUAUUCAUCGUAAAUCGCCGAAGGUGCUGAAGAGAAGAAAAUAA